AUGGCUGGCGCCGUUCUUGUGGGCCUGGUGCUGUCGCUCCAGUCGAUUGCUGGCAAUGCUCUCGGCGCACCGCUGACAGAAUGGCAACAGCGGGUCUUUAACGAGGUGGCAAAGAGUGCAGCUGUGCAGUCGAAGGCUGCAGAGCCUGAGCUCUUGGCCCUUUUCGAUUCCGAAGAAUUUCGUGCGAACCUUUCCACUUGCUGCCCAUCCUUUGCACAAUUGUCGGCCAAAGAGCUCAUGGACAGACUCUCCGAGCAGUUUCAGGUGGCUGAAGUAGCAUCUGGCUUCCCAGCAUUUCAAGAUCCCGCCCAGCUGUUUCCGGAUUCUGCGGGAAUGUCUAUCGACUUCGGCAUUAACGGUACAUUCUUCCUGAGUGACUGGCAGGCGAUCUUGAUGCACUCCACCGUGGAUCCGGAGAAAGUGUGGCAUGGUCUUGUGGCUACGUACCAGGCAUUCCAUGUCGACUCCUCAAGGGGAACAGUGACUAUGGAGCAGUGGCUCGGUGGAUGCUCUGGCAACAAAAGUGAGCCUGUCGAGCUGCUGCUGUCAACGUGCUAUGUUCAGCCUCAUUCCUUCAAAGGUCAGGACAGGAUUGUGCGCUACGACUACGAGCAGGGCAAAGGUCAGGUCAAUUCUUCCUUCUGGCUGGCUGAGAAAGUCGUCGGUGGCUUGAGCAGCCCAUCUGUGGAACUCAACCAAGGGAUACAGAAAGUGGACUGCCCGAAACGCCCAGCGUUCGCCAUUUCGGUCUAUGUGGCAGAUGGCCAGUGUCACGCACACGCCGUCCAGAACAAUACCCAGGAAUUCGGCUACCAAGAUCAUGCAGAGACCUACGAGUAUGGCUUGAAGCCAUUUCAGUCUCGCGGGGCACCAUCGACCCUUGCUGAAGCUGCCGAGCGUCCGGUCUAUUCCUUGGUCAACUUGAACAUGAUUGACAUGGGAAGUCCAAUUUAUGGUGACGUUUCUGCCAUUUUCUCAAACAAGUAUAUCGCUGACAGCACACUGCUAUCUCCCAUCGACAGCGGUAUGUAUGAGAUGGACUGCAUUGACAAGGAAGACUUUGAUUGGACGCCGCCACACAACUGCAGUGCUGUUACAGCCUUCAAGCAUCUGGCCACCCUCCAGCACAACAAGCACCUUUGGUUGAUCAACAAGGGCUUCUGGAAUCGUCUUGGUCUCCUACACACCGCUUUGACAAGGAUGGAGACUCCCUGGGGGCGUCAUGCCGUGCCAGCCGGCUCUUUCCUGAACUACUUCGAGGGCGCACUCCUAGGCCAACUACAGUUCCCGGCAGCAAUUCGCUUCCUCAUUGGCUGUUUUCCAGCGCUCUUCGGCACUGAUUUGGGAGCCAAGCUGCAAACUUGGGCGAGGAGCCGCGGAUGGGUCUUGAUUUGGGCACUUGGCCCGAAUGACAAGGCCAUUGUGGGAGAAACUUCAGACUUCAAUUUCGACUUGAUGGCGGGAACCUUGUCUUUCGAACUCAACAAGCGCUUGAUUGAUCCACUGGUCUUGUCUGGGACGACGGCUGCUGCAAGCUUACCCCUGGGCUCCAAUGCAACAGACAAGUUCAAUCAGAUGUGGGUGGAGGUUGCCCACCUGCGGAACACAACGAACGUGACCAAUGCGACCAUGGCGCAGAAAAUCCAAGAAAUUGGCACGCUUCUUCCACAGCUUCCUAUUCGUCCGCUAAUGGCUGGGGACUGCGGCGAGCAGCUGAAGAAUGCCGAGUGCGUCGGCAUGACAAUGAAGGGUCGUCAGCAAAGCAGAGAUUUUCAUCUGAGUUCGGUCGGCGGUGUCACUGAAGUGAGCCUCGAGCUGAAGAAACUGCGCGGCAACUUGCAGGACUUUGCGUCAGCUGCCCAGCAGCGCAUUGCAGAAGAGGUCUCGCACCUCACUAGCGAGAUGAUGGCUAUCCGCGAUGGCAUUUCGAGCGAGUUGCAGGUGCUUCGCGAAACACAAGCAUCAGACACCACGAAGCUGCGAGACUUUGUGGAUGCGAGCAGCUGGAAGCUGCGCGAUCAGCAAACGGCAGAGACGGGAAAGCUGAAGGAAGGUUUCCAAAGUGAAAUGAAGUCUCUAAGAGAUGAGCUCUCUCGAGCAGCAUCCUUUCGCUCGGAGUUCUCCACAAUUCGCUCGGCCUGGGACUGCAGUCUUGGAACACUGCGCUCCGAGCUGAGCGCUCUUCGAAAAGACCUCGACAGUUUCAAGUCCGAGAGCAACAGCAUGGAUGGCGCUUUGCGUUCCGAUCUGGACACGCACCGAAGUGAGUUCAGCACUUUGCGCUCUGAGUUGAAUCCAGUGCGCUCGGACAUCACAUCUUUGCGGAGUGAGUUGGACUCUUGCCGUGCCGAUAUCACUACCACGCGAACAGAGCUGGGUUCGCAGGGGACGGACUUGAAGACACUCCGGACAGACCUCGGGUCGCUCCGCACGGACCUUGGGUCGCUCCGCACGGACUUCAGCUCCCAACGAACAGACCUCGGGAACGGGCUGAACGGCCUGCGUGGGGACCUGAAUUCCUUCAGAUCCGAUGUGGCCUCAUGGCGCUCGGACAUGGAAAGCCAUGUCCAGGACAUUGCAGUUCUGAAAGUGGAGACGGAGUCGAGCCGCAGCUUGCUGAAGUCCGUCCAGUCCAGCUCAGAGCAACAUGCCACUGACUUGAACUCGCUGCGAUCGGAGAUUGACCUCGCACGCUCGAGCAUUGCGGCCCAUAGGUCUGAGCAGGAGUCCCAGCAGUCAGAGGUGAAAUCGUUUCGAUCGGAGCUCACCCUUGACAUUAGCAAGGUUAGGAAGGACCACGCCGACCUGCGUAGUGAGCUGCACAAAGAUGUGGCAGAGCUGCGGAAGGAGGCUAUGCAAGGACUCUCCGAGAAACAGGAUGCCAUUGACGACUUUGUCAAGGACGUAUCCGGCCUCCGUGGUCAUUUCAGCGACUUGAGAAAGGAGCUUUCCUCUACACAGGGGCAGCUGAACGACGUGCGCAAGGAGCUUUCGUCCUCACAGGGGCAGCUGAGUGAAGUGCGGAAGGAGGUGUCGUCUACCCAGGGGCAGCUCGCUGACACGCGCAAGGACGUUUCGGCCACGCAGGCACAAGUCAAUGACCUGAAGAAGGACGGAGCUUCCUCCAGAAAUCAGACCGCUGACAUCCUCAAGGAGUUGCGCUUGCUGCAGAGUCAGCAGAGUGAAUUCGCGAAGGCGCAGGAUCUAGCCACUACUCAGGGCAUGGUGAAGGACUUGCGGCAGGACUUGAGUGCAACCCAGGGGCACAUCACCAGCCUGCAGAAGGAGGCCGUGUCCAUAAAGAGCGACCUCGUGUCCACCAAGGGCGACUUCACCAAUGUGUCCAAGGAGACUCUGUCCAACAAGAACGACCUCGUGUCCUUGAAGAACAACUUCAACGACAUCUCAAAGGAUGUGAAGGAGUUGCAGAGCGCAGACAGAGGCUUGCAGGAGGCCCACUCUGCAGAAGCUUCGGAGACAAGAGCCAACCUGAACAAGUUGCAGCAGGAGCUCGUGGAGUCACAGAGGCAGCUGCACACCUUGGAGAAGGAGAUGACAACCACGACGCAGCUCGCGAGCUCGCUCCAGCAGGAGUCGCGAAGGUCUUCUGAGGAGUUGGCGGCUAUUCAGUCCUUGACGACUGAUUUGAAGAGCUCUGUGCAUGAUUUGCAGAACUCGGCGAAUCAUUCGCGACAGGGCAUUGAUGCCACAAACAGCUCAAUAGACGAUCUCCGCAAGGAGCUGCCAGAGUUUCACGGUGCUCUGAAUCAUUUCAGACAGGAAGUUGCCGAGAAGGGAAGCCAGUCGGACAUCUUGCAUCAGGCCUUACAAGCAGAGCUGGAGCAACUCCGCAGUCAGGCAGCUGAGGUGAGAAAGGAUCUUACCACUUUCUUCCAGAUGGAGCUAGCCGGCGUCCGGAAGGACUUGGGCCAGCAAGGAGAAGAUCUGCAAGGCGCUUUGGUUUCCAUGCAGGUGAGAAUAAAAGAGGAUGCCGCUGCUGAAAUCAGGAAGCUGCAGAGUGAUGCCAGUGCUGCGCAUCGUGAGGUUACCAGCAUGGUCCAGCAGACGGCGCAAAAGCUCAAGGACGAGGCUGGGCAGAUAUCCUCAGCGCUACAGGCAGCACAAGAGGACGCCGCUGACCUCCGAAGCGAGGUGCACGAGGCCUGCAGUGCCAUCGAAGACCAGCGCCGCGAGGUCGAUGCACAUCUCUCCAUGCGAAUCACUGAGGUGCAGGAGCAGCUCGAGAGGGACUUCAAGGUUGCAGACGCCAACUUGCAUGCAGAAGUGGCGACGGCUGCUGCAAGUGAUCGAUACAACGUUGGCGUGGAAAUGGAGCGGCUGCGGGCCGAUCUGGUCCAGGUGGACUCGCUAAGAGCGACGAUUGCCCAAGUACAGGAGCUGACGAGCCGAGCCGGCUCCCACGAGGUUGUCGCAACAUUGAGAAUCGACCAUGCCUUCCUCCACAACUUCAUGCCAGCUGACUACGAAUUCCCCCUAGUGGCCAGCAGGUGCAUGGUCCGUCUGAAGCCCAACCGCAAGGCGUGA
This is a messenger RNA of Symbiodinium sp. CCMP2592, 4545 nucleotides long. The record is from the annotation of a GenBank genome assembly. Lineage: Eukaryota; Dinophyceae; Suessiales; Symbiodiniaceae.